Molecule: messenger RNA, 2572 nt
Organism: Paramuricea clavata
Lineage: Eukaryota; Metazoa; Cnidaria; Anthozoa; Malacalcyonacea; Plexauridae
Source: the annotation of a GenBank genome assembly
AUGGCUGACGUUGAUGCCCCUUCCAUCCGUCCGGAGGAGUUGGAAGACUUGGUGAAGGGUUUAGAGCACUACCUGAGCAAGAUCAAAAAGGGAGAAGGCCCACAGGAACGUGCGGCAGCUUUCGGCCAUGGAGGUACCAAAGGUUGUAAGGACUUAGACUAUAAGUUUAAGUGCCCGAUGAGCCACUUUACGGACACCCAGCACGAAUUGGUGGCCAAGACGUUGGUGAACAUGUUCGGUGUUGAGAAUGAUACCGAGGCCAACUAUAUCAUGAAGGUCUGCUUCCCCGAGGCUUUGAUUAAAUUGUAUAUGAACUUUCAUAAGAAGCCCUAUGACCAGGCCGAGGAAGAAUUGUUCAAUUUGGAUGUACACAAGGCUCAUUUGUUAAUCGGUAGCUAAUCGAGUAACGCAAAAUAAUGUGUUUUAAAAUAUUGUAUUAUCAAGGACAUCUCACUAAGGAAAUACCUUUCCUCCCAAACGCCCGAGAAGAAAACCAAAGAAAGGGCGUCUCCACCGCCUUCGUUGCUCCCGAUGUUUGAUGAUAGCAACGACUCUUAUGUUAUCCCUCUGACAGAGACAUCAAAGAGGAUGAAGGUAUUAUUAAAUAUUUUAACUACAUAUUGUUCGUUCCCGGCAACCAGGAAAAUCAAUUAUAAUUAGAGGUAAUGUCCUGAUGUGUUUUCAACCUGUUUAGAGAAAACGUCCAACAACUUUUACAGUGGAAGAGACUGAUGAAAGCACCUCCGAUGGUGAGGAUAAAGAACCCAAAAAGGUUUGUUUAAACUUGUUAUCUCAAAUGUAAAUAUUAUUCGACCCAUUCCCUUUGGACUAGCCUGCAUGCCAUGCAGGCUACCACUGGACCUUUUCACAUCAGUCAGACUAUUUACACACAGCCUUUCUUUACAUAGAGGGAAAGGAGAGUACGUGAAUGCCCAUUCUGCAAGAAAGGAUACAAAUACUUAACCAGCCACCUGAGGACGUUGCACGGUAAGACGAAGAAAGAAUCUAUACAAAUAUCCAGCAGACAUCGUGCCGUCAAGGAAGGUGUCGAUCAGAAAAGGAAGCCGCUCCUUUGUCCGGUCCCGGGGUGCGACAAGAUGGUUGCAAGGAUUGACCUCCACCUCCGCAGAAUACAUCACAUUAACAAAGAAGACCCAGAAUACCGAAGGUUAACUGAAAAUAUUUUCUUUCUUAUUGCCAUACAAAACUUUAUCUCAUACCUAGCGUAUUAACGGCUUUCCUAUUGGCUACGAGGAGGUACGUUCAAUCUCGAACUCACCUGCUGACGUAAGUUUAGUAGGUGGGUUCGAGAUCGAGGUUUCGGCGGCGGCCAUUAUGAAGCGAUUUGAACAAAUUUCAGACGAAGAUUUAAAUAAAAGAGUAAUUAACUGUUUUUAAUUGUUAUUUUUUUAUUUUGUUUGAUGAAAAUGGAAUAUUCUGUAUUCAAAGUGGAAGAGAAGAAAGAUCGCCGCCGAAAUUUGUUCGGCACGGGCAGGUUCACUUGGCAAUGUUUUCGCAGAAUGUGUGCGUUUUCUCUUUUCAAGAAUAAGGGAAUAUUGUAGAGAAUUUUUUUUAGCUUCAAGUUAAGCCUAAGUUUGUUUGUUCGCGUAGUAUGUUGGCAGCAAAAAUGUUCGUUAUACAAACAAGAAAUUAUAUACUAAAAUGCGUAAAUUCUUCAGUACUUUUUACCGAAAUGGCAUCUGAUAAAAACCAAACAUACUUGCAGGUUCGGUGAGUCCGGGAUUGGACGCGCCUCGGUUCGUCCAAUCCCGGACUCACCGAACCUGCAAGUAUGUUUGUUAUAAUAUCAACCCUAACCCUAAACACUCAUUCCUUGCACUCUUUUGUCAGAUACAACGACGAGAUCGCCUUGGCCCGCGCGAAGGCCAAGUUUGAGGACAACGCUGCAGCAGCCAAAAAGCCUAGGAAGACUAAAAAGAAAUCAACUGAAACACAGCCGGACCCUUCUAUUCAUGGCGAAGACCUACCUCCACCGUCGUCGUCGGGUUCGGAGUCAGAAAGUCAAGAUACUCCGCUGGCUAUCCUGCUUAGUAAACCACGUCGCCCCAAAGCGGAGCCGGAUCCGUCAAUGAUGCGGGAGAUUGAAGAACUUCCAGUUUUUCAACUCUUUCAACACCACCUCAACUUUGAGAGCGGCUCAAGGAAGGCGGCUGUGGCAAAAGACCACACUCGUAGAGUCUGCCGCCUCCUGUAUGAAAUAGAGGAUCCCCCCAAGAAUGUCCAUCAACUCUGGGACAAUUGCAAAAUUAACAUUCUAAGCAAGAAUUUUUUCAGGGGAAACGAUCUACUGAGCAAGAAGGACAAGCGCCAACCGCUCACGCUAAAGGCGUACACUAUCUCCCUGCAGCUCUUCCUGCGGUUUGUGAUAGUCCGUCAGGAGGAUAUUCGUCUCAUAGCCACACUGACCAAUGACGACAUCCGCCUCGUCAACAUAGCAAUCAUGAGGCUGGAAACAUGGCCGAAGGCUUUUACAGACACCGCCAAUUUCAGGAAGGCCGAGAUCCGGAAGCGCGACGUUGAGGAACGACUUAACCUGCGAUCAGGCCUAUAA